GCAGCCCGCCUUGCUCUCGGAGGGCGGAGUCAGGAUGCUCAGCCAAUGGGAGAAGGUGUUGUUGGCGGCCACGGCGGCGCAACUCCAAAGCAAGCGGAGGUACUGUCGCAGCCACUGCUGCAGGAGGCGUGAGGGGAUAAAACGUUCAGAUGGCAGAUAACAGUUUUUCAGAUGGGGUUCCUUCAGAUUCCGUGGAAGCUGCUAAAAAUGCAAGUAAUGCAGAAAAACUUACAGAUCAGGUGAUGCAGAAUCCACAAGUUUUGGCAGCUUUACAGGAACGACUUGACAAUGUCUCUCACACCCCUUCCAGCUACAUCGAAACUUUACCUAAAGCAGUAAAAAGAAGAAUUAAUGCAUUGAAACAGCUUCAGGUGAAAUGUGCUCAUAUAGAAGCCAAGUUCUAUGAAGAAGUUCAUGACCUGGAAAGGAAGUAUGCAGUAUUAUACCAGCCUCUCUUUGACAAGGGAGACGUGAAAAAUAAAGUUGUCAUAGCAGAAAAAGAAGCAGAAACUGCUGAAGAGCCAAACCCCAGAGGAAUCCCAGAGUUCUGGUUUACCAUCUUUAGAAAUGUAGAUAUGCUGAGUGAGUUAGUUCAGGAAUACGAUGAACCAAUCUUGAAACACCUGCAAGAUAUUAAAGUGAAGUUUUCUGAUCCUGGACAACCUAUGUCUUUUGUAUUAGAGUUCCACUUUGAGCCCAACGACUACUUUACCAACUCAGUCCUGACAAAAACAUACAAGAUGAAGUCAGAGCCAGAUAAGGCCGACCCCUUUUCCUUUGAAGGUCCUGAAAUCGUUGACUGUGAUGGAUGUACUAUUGACUGGAAAAAAGGAAAGAAUGUUACAGUCAAAACCAUCAAGAAAAAGCAGAAGCACAAGGGUCGAGGCACCGUGAGAACGAUUACUAAACAAGUACCCAAUGAGUCGUUUUUCAACUUCUUCAAUCCACUGAAAGCAUCUGGUGAUGGAGAAUCACUGGAUGAAGAUUCUGAAUUCACACUGGCCUCUGAUUUUGAAAUCGGACACUUCUUCCGUGAGAGGAUUGUCCCAAGGGCAGUGCUUUACUUCACUGGGGAGGCCAUUGAGGAUGAUGACAAUUUUGAAGAGGGUGAAGAAGGAGAAGAGGAGGAAUUAGAAGGUGACGAGGAGGGAGAAGAUGAGGAUGAUGCCGAAAUUAACCCCAAGAAAGAACCCAGCCAGCCAGCGGAAUGCAAGCAGCAGUGAGAGGCGGGCCCUGCCAUGGGUGGUCACCUCACAUACUGCCUGUCAGGACUUGGCCCCCAGGCAGGGGCCUAGGUCCUGCUCACCAUCCUGUCGACAGUGCUUAUUACAUCUAACUCGUUUUCAAGUGCAUGAUUUUCACUUUCACUUUUGCUUUUUCCUUAUUUUGCUUAACUUGUACAGUGGCAACUGAAAUGCAUUUCAGAAGUAGGAGGUUUAGUUCCAGCACCCUCUACAGCCUUGGUGCCUGCAGCUCUGGACUUCCUUAGGCCCUGCCCUUUGGGAGGGCCCCUAGACCACAUGGGGUGGACUGGGAGGUCAUUCUGCUAAAGGGCUGAGGUCUAGUGAUGUCUGGGGCAUCUAGAACCUCUUCUACCAGCCCUGUGGUCAGAUAGACUCUUCCCUUCAUUUGAAGAGACCCACAUGCUAUUCCAGCCACUUAACCUGCUGAGUGUGAGCUGCUUCUGCUAUCGUGUUCUAAUCAUCUCAGAAGAGCCAUGUAGAGUAAGGUCCUGUUCUCCUUAGGAUGUUUUUUCCUUGUGUGUUUUUUUUUUCUAGGGGUGGGGGUGGGAUUAUGGCACACACCGACUCUGAGGCGAGCACUGCAGGGUCAUCCUCGUAUUUAUUUAUUCAUCCAUGCUGUGAGGACUUAGCACUCACAGUGUGGGUUAUUCUCCCAACUUUGGAACAUGUUGAUGACUUGAGCAGGAAGAUGUGCAUCUCCUUACGGGAGGGAGGCCUGUGUAGAAGAAACAAGCUGCUUCCCGCUGCUGAAGGCCGGAGUUUGUUCUCAUGACAUGCAGACUUUGUGCUGCUGACGGGGAGCGCAGGUGUUGCUAGAGCGCCAGUGUCCUUCAUUUUCCUGGAGAGGGCUAGACUGCCUGGCGCAGCUUUUCAUUUCAGUGUAAGCGUCAAGUCUUGCUGUCUCAGUGGUUCCAUUUCCAGCCCCAUCAUUUGUCCUGUCUUAAAAGCCUUGGGUGUGGCCUGACUGGUUGGCAGCUGGUAUGGUAGGGUUUUGAGUGUGUGACAGUGGUCUCUGGUAGCUGGGACCACUGUGUCCACACUGUGACCAGGCAUGUAGGACUGUGCUCAGCCUUACCUUGUAACACAUUUGUAACUGAAUACGGUGUUCUCAAUUUGUACAGAAUAGUUAGAAUAUUCUAUUAAAGUUGUGA
Molecule: messenger RNA, 2395 nt
Organism: Otolemur garnettii (small-eared galago)
Lineage: Eukaryota; Metazoa; Chordata; Mammalia; Primates; Galagidae
Gene: NAP1L4
Product: nucleosome assembly protein 1 like 4
Exons: 14
Coding region: 150-1223 (357 amino acids)
Biological process (GO): nucleosome assembly
Cellular component (GO): chromatin; nucleus
Molecular function (GO): chromatin binding; histone binding
Source: RefSeq, a predicted model, not a curated record